AUGGGAUUGCUCCAUUGGUUGAUUGAUUGAAGAUGCUCUGCUAUUCCUUCUUUCCUCUGCCUUUCUUGCUGUUUGAACGUAGCGUUGUGUAAUCUCACUAAGAAUCUUUAGAAGGAGAAAAAUCUGCUUUCCUUUUCCUUGAUUGAAGUUUUUAAGCUUGAAUUUGUGAAUAUUCCUUACAGUGAUAUUGAAAUUGUAGUGAUUCAUGUUCUUCUUUUGUUUCUCAUGUGAUUUUGGUUUGCUGAUUUUAGGUUAACAGAACAGAAGAAAUUCCUUUCAGGUUGAACUUUAUCUGGAAUUUGUAGGUCUGAUCUUCAUUGAUGGUUAACUCAAUGCAUUACAGACUGGUAUUCGGAUCUAUUUGUAGCGAUGAUGAUAUCUUACAUAAACCGACUCCAUUUUUUAAGGCUUAGUGAUUUAGGAUCUAGCAGUCCAAUUUAGAUUCUUAUUAGUGUUUCUGCCGGUUUCUUUGAACCCUAGAUUAGAGAAAUUGUAAAAACUUGAAAUCAUGGACAACAGAAGAAAAGAUUGUGCUUGUUUGGAUCUCUUAGGGGGUAGAGAUUCUAAAACAGAAAGAAUUAAUGGCCCGGGGAAUCAUACUGAUCAUGGAGAAUCAGUGUCAGAGACUAUCCAUGAUCAGGAAGCGUUGGUCUCGGACUCCGAAAGUUGCACUACCAGCCCAUUUCCAAGGAAGUUUGAUUGUUUAGGCGACGGCCAGAUACUGCUGGAAGAGGGAGAUAAAGAUUAUAGUUUUGUCAAGCGCAUCUUCCUUGCUGGCAUGGGCAGUCUUGCAAAGAACACUAGCGUCGAGGCCAUACAUAGAAACCAGCAUUCAAGUUUCUUGGGGAAAUCCCGGUUGCAAACAUUCCGAAUUUAUUCAGAGGCUAUGAUGAAGAAGUGUGGAGACAAUAUCAAUAUGAGGUUCGCUUGGUAUGGUGCUUCUAAGGAUGAUAUUUGUGGGAUUCUACAGCAUGGUUUUGGUCAGUAUGAAACGCCUGAAAAUGGUGGAUUGUAUGGCUAUGGUCUCUAUCUUUCUCCUGCAGGCUCUUCAGUUAACAGUGUGGCAUCUUCAAAUGCCGACGAGAAUGGGUUGAGGCAUGUAUUGUUUUGUCGAGUGAUAUUGGGAAACCUGGAGGAGGUUCUUCCUGGUUCAAGACAGUUCCAUCCAAGCUCUGAGGAGUUCGAUUCUGGUGUAGAUAAUCAGUCAUCUCCCAAGAAAUACAUUGUCUGGAGUACGCACAUGAACACUCAUAUCUUACCAGAAUACACCAUAAGCUUCAGGUUGCCUUCUCUUACCACCAGAGGAUUUCGAAGGACGCGAGAGCCUUUGAGGAAACCCAGCUCAGCUUGGAUGCCGUUUCCCAAGUUGAUAACCAUGCUGUCGGGGUCCUUGCCCUCCUCUACAAUCAGCUUGAUUAAAAGACACCACAAUGACUACAUGGAAAAGAAAAUCACGCGGGAGUAUCUUAUACAGCGAGUGAGACAGUUAGCAGGAGACAAGCUGCUGGUAGCGGCUAUUAGAUCUUUUCGAGGGAAGGUAAUGGAAUAGAGGCGUUUUAUUCAAGGUCACUGGAAUUGUAGAUUGUAAUCCAUCCAAUUCACAAACGUUCUUUGAAUGCAAUGUUAUUAAAGGAAUUGAUGGUA
This is a messenger RNA of Magnolia sinica, 1644 nucleotides long. RefSeq names its product probable inactive poly [ADP-ribose] polymerase SRO2. The transcript is spliced from 4 exons. NCBI's taxonomy places the organism in Eukaryota, Viridiplantae, Streptophyta, Magnoliopsida, Magnoliales, Magnoliaceae. Gene Ontology annotation, molecular function: NAD+ poly-ADP-ribosyltransferase activity. The coding region runs from base 509 to 1549 and encodes 346 amino acids. The record is from RefSeq and is a predicted model, not a curated record.